Molecule: messenger RNA, 3292 nt
Organism: Actinia tenebrosa (Australian red waratah sea anemone)
Lineage: Eukaryota; Metazoa; Cnidaria; Anthozoa; Actiniaria; Actiniidae
Product: neurexin 1-like
Source: RefSeq, a predicted model, not a curated record
CUGUCAAUUUGAAUUUGACUUUCUAUGAACUCACAUUGACGUUUAAAGAAUCGACUUCAAAAUGGUAAAUUUCCUAUCGAAGAUAUCUUUUUUGAGUUAUUUCAGUUUCUUUAUUUUGUUAUCAUGGGGAAAACUGAUUUUGAGAAAUCUUAAAAGCUACAAGAACCCCUCCUACACGACUUAUGAACCUUGGAAUCUUCAGGGUCAGUUGAAUUUUGUGUUCAAAACAAGCCAAACGAACGGUUUUCUCGCCUAUCAAGACGAUGGACAACAUGAUUUUAUCGAAAUUUUCCUCUACAAUGGAGAUAUUCGUUUUAAGUCGUUUAUAGGAGACUGUAUGCAAGAAGUUUAUCUCAAAGGAGACUUCAGCAACCUACAUUGGCAUCGUGUUCGAGUCAUAAUUGAGCAAAAUAACUUUAGUAUCUCAGUUGAUGAUACAACUAGAAUGUUACCUUGUAAGCCACAAGUACAUAUGCAGAACAGGAGAGCUGCUGGAAAGUAUUUAUACGUAGCAGGUUUCUCUCUAACGACUGGAUUGGAUUUAAACCUCCUUGCAUUCCCUGGGACAUUCCACGAAGCAGAAGCCAAAAGAUUUAAUGGUUGUCUUGGAGACCUGUGGUUUACUGACAGAAAAGGAAGACUAAGGCUGGCUGACGUCGUCACUACCAAGUCAACAGAGAUUGGCUGCAACAGCUCGUGUUCAUUGCCACAACUUAAUAAAUGCAAAAACAAAGGAAAGUGCAUUGAUGAGAUAGGACGAGUGGAGUGUGAUUGUCUUGGUAGCGGAUACGAAGGAUUAAUGUGUUCCAAAUCUUCUGCCUCGAUGUGGUUUAAUGCAAGUGGAUACAUAUUAUAUGACGUAGGCGCCUACCAUCCUGACCGAUCGACCUUGGGGAACGACAUAUCGUUUCGGUUUGCGACUACUCAACCUCGAGGAGUAUUCAUGUUCACUGAUGUUGCUGAUGAUCACGUGAUAGUGGAAUUGAUGGAUGGUUUUCUGAGACUGAGUUGGGAUCUCGGUCAAGGUGGACUCGUGUUAAUGAGUCGUGAAGGGUGUCUACACGACGGUGCCUGGCAUAUGGUUACGAUUAAACGAGCAAAAAGACGUAUAAAAAUCGCGGUAGAUGACCAAAGACCUGUCUUCGCAACCAUUCCUGGAAAAUUCUCGUUCCUUGACUUUAAAGGAGGAAAAGCGAGGAUGUAUUUUGGUGGCGGACCGCUGAACAGUGCAUUUAAUCGUUCGCUGUCCAGAACCAACUACACUGGAUUCCUACAACACUUGUAUUUUGAUGAAUUCAAUGUCAUCAAUGAAACCAUGCACAGAAACAUAUUUCAACAGGUUGGUGAAGCUGUCUUAAAUGCUAGCUCAUUAUUCCAUCUCAUCACUACUAACCCUACCCGUAAUGUGGAUUGCUCAAGGAAAACAGGUCAUAGUUCAGAAUACCUUUGURAAGGGAUUGAUGACGAAGACUUGUGUGAUAUAGCUACUUCAGGGACAGGCGCAGAUGGUACAGACUGUGACUCGAGAGAUGGUGAAUGCUCGGAUCCAGACAUCCAAGAAAUAACUGGUGGUGCCUCAGUGGUGCGCAUUCCUCCAGUCAAUCGUUCUUCUUCAGCAUCCAUGACAUCAAGUAUUCAUCCAAGCCCCACCUCAACAACUCUUCCUGGAAUGACAAAAUACAUAGAUAAUCACAAUAAAGAAUCUACACCAAAGAGUUCAAAUGCUACCAACAUAUUUAACGAUAGUACAAAUGCUUUCAUUGUCAAGCCUUCGAGUGGCACAAUUUACAGAUCUGCGAAGCAUUCAGCCAUCGAUAAACGGCCAGGAAAUAUGUCUGACAUUGACGAUCUGACCAGUUUAACCUCGUACGUUGUAUCCGACGAGUCUGGGCUCAAGCAAACUAUAGCACCUUCUUUACCAAGCAGUGUAGAUAUAAACAAUAACAGCAAAUCAUCGUUGAAGAGAGUUCCAAGUAUAGCACCCACAGUGAAUGCCAGUACGCAAAUUUCAUUGAAGUACAGUACAUCCCUAACCAUCAUACCUUACGACACCGUCAACAUAUCUGCAGUGAAGGGUGCUGCUGGAAAAGUUGCGGGAAGCCAGGCAUGGUUUUGUGGGAUCUUAAUAGUGUCUUUUUACUUGUGGAUGUAGGAAAUACAUUUUAUUAUACAAGAACACUAACAUGGUGAAUCCCAUGCUUAUAAACGAAUUAUAUUCUCAUUUAAUAUGGAUAGGUAAUUUGGAUGUAACGACUAAUCAUUUUAUCACAAGAACACCAACAUGGUGAAUCACAUGUUUAAUAACGAAUUAUAUUCUCUUUUAAUACGAGUAAGUUAUUUGUGUACAUCAUACACUUAGGCCCCGUCCACACUAUAUGCCGGAUAAAUUUGAAUCCGAAUUUUUAUUUAUUUGGCUAGGCCUACCGUCCAACACUAAUCCGGGCGAAUCCRGAACAAUUCUUCAUUGAAAACGAAUUUUUUCGAAUAAGGUCUCCAGAGUGGAACAAUUUGAAAACGCCGGCUAGCCGUAUUAGUUUGGCAGAGAACAUUUCGUAUCCGAAUUUCUUCGAAUACGAUGACGUCAUGAUUGUCAUGAGAACAUGGCAGGAAGGCUAAAAACUCACCGCAGGCUCAAUUUCAGCUUCGAUGCACAUGCUCAGAUGUGAAAUGAAGCGUUUUUGCCGUCUCUGAUCAGACUAGUGUGGACGCGAAACAUUUUAUCCGUUUUCAUGUGUGGACGGAAAACUUUUGUUUCCGAGAAGUCGUUUAACGAAAUAAGAACUUUAUAUAGCAAGCUAAAUGCAUGAAAACUGACAAAUGAUUUUACAAAAUAUACCGUCUAGUAUUUCGUUACCAAAAAGCGAAGGAGAGUAGCAACAGCAUUUUUAGCCGCUUUUAUCGUAUUUUUCAAAUUCUUUUUUAUUCGAUUUAAGUCCGUAUUUUGCUUUGAGCUCCAUUCGUACUUAAAUUCCAGCAAAAUCAUGCCGCCAUAUUUUUUAACGUUGUGAUCAUGCAAUUUAUCGUGAACUUAUUUAUUUCACCUUUCUUGUCACGUGCAACUUAGUUCCCGCCCGGGAUACUUUUAGAUUUAGGAAGUGUCAUGUGGUCAUGAUCUUUCAACCAAUGAGAGUAUUCGUAAUAUCGGUAGGUAUGAAGGCAAACCGAUCAACAUCAUUUCAGGGAUAAAACAAUUCGCCAUUGUUGCACAAUUAACAUUACAGUACUCCCCUUAGGAGUUCAAAUUUCUACUUUAAAAUUUUAUUUAAAAUCCUUUUUUACGAUUUAAUGGAUA